ACUACAGACUAGGAUAUCAUCAAAUCCAAGUGUCCUUCGUUAAACCUUCUCACAAUCCACUGCCACAGCUCGACCCAACUUCACCACAGCAAUGCCUUCCAUAGCCAAAACCAUCACCACCUCCUUCAUUACAAUCCUCAUCCUCCUCACCUCUCCUCUCUCCUCCUCACCCCUCCCACAUGAACAAGACCCAACACCAACCCCAUGGCCCCAUCAAUUCCAUUCAAUUCUGGUGAUGAACUACACCGGAACCCUCGAAAUUAUCGACCUCUGGUAUGACUGGCCCAACGGUCGAAACUUCAACAUCAUACAGCACCAGCUGGGUUCAGUCCUCUACGACCUCGAAUGGAACAACGGCACCUCCUUCUUCUACAGCUUAGACUCUUCCAAAAACUGCAGAAGCUCUCAAGUUGAAGUGGGUAUUCUCCGCCCAAAUUGGCUCGACGGAGCUGAGUAUCUGGGUCAGCGCCACGUGGAUGGGUUCCUCUGCAACGUUUGGAACAAGGUCGAUUUUCUUCUGUAUUAUGAGGAUGUUGUCACCAAGAGGCCUGUUCAUUGGGCCUUUUACACAGGGAGGGAGGCACAUGUGAUGACAUUUGAGGUUGGAGCUGCGCUUGAAGAUGCAGAGUGGCAAGCUCCUAUCUACUGUUUUGAUAAGAAAGCUGAAAGUGAUAACAAGGGAGCAGAGUUUCCGAUCACUGGUCCUUCUGUGGGUGGACUGCUACGAGGUCCGUUUCGAAUUGGGAUGUAAUUUUUUUUAAUGUUGUUUGUUUUCUAUUCAUGUAUUCUUAUGAUACUGUUAAGAAUAAAUUAUUGUAUAGUUUAUUGCCCUGAACUAGGUGAGAAUAUAUUAAUCAUGGUGGAUAUUGCACUUGUUAA
Rosa chinensis is the source of this 879-nucleotide messenger RNA. RefSeq lists its product as uncharacterized. The record is from RefSeq and is a predicted model, not a curated record. NCBI's taxonomy places the organism in Eukaryota, Viridiplantae, Streptophyta, Magnoliopsida, Rosales, Rosaceae. Bases 92 to 751 code for a protein of 219 amino acids. The transcript is spliced from 2 exons.